Mytilinidion resinicola is the source of this 1190-nucleotide messenger RNA. RefSeq lists its product as uncharacterized. The record is from RefSeq and is a predicted model, not a curated record. Bases 84 to 1190 code for a protein of 368 amino acids. Gene Ontology annotation, biological process: D-serine catabolic process. Gene Ontology annotation, molecular function: D-serine ammonia-lyase activity. NCBI's taxonomy places the organism in Eukaryota, Fungi, Ascomycota, Dothideomycetes, Mytilinidiales, Mytilinidiaceae. The transcript has a single exon.
CAUUUCCUAUUCUCCACUACUCAUCAAACAUUCAUCGACAUCGUUUCCCCCACUUCCGCUCCCUCUCAUCAACUACCAUCAACAUGUACAAUCCCAAAGUCGGCGACAGGCUAGAAAGUCUCGACACUCCCUCAAUGGUCGUCGACCUUGACAUAAUGGAAGAAAACAUUCGCAAGCUCAUGGGUCUCCUAAAACCAUUAGGCGUCAACAUCCGACCACAUCUCAAGACCACCAAGAGCCCUAUCCUCGCCAAAAAGCUCAUUGCAGCCGGCGCAGAAGGUGGAUGCGUGGCUAAGCUUAGCGAGGCGGAGGUCAUAGCCGCAGAGGGCGUCGACGACCUGCUGAUCACGUGCGAGAUUGUUGGACCGGCGAAGGUCGCGCGGCUAGUGCAGCUAUUUCGAAAGUAUCCUAAGAUUCGGACUGUGGUUGAUAGUGAGGAGGGAGCUACUGCUAUAAAUGAGGCUUGGGCGGCGUCUAGUAUUGACGAGCCACUUCAGACCCUCAUUGAUCUGGAUGUUGGCUUGGAACGCACUGGGAUCGCACCAGAGUCGGCUUUAGCUCUCGCGCAGCACAUCUCAACCCUCAAGCACCUGAAUCUCAUCGGUGUGCAAGGCUACGAAGGACAUCUGCAACACGUACACGGCCGUGAAGCGCGAGAAAAGGAGUGCCGGGCCUCGAUGGCGAUCCUCACCAGCACAGCCAACAUGCUACGGGAGAAGGGGUUUAACAUCCAAGUCGUCACCACUGGUGGGACCGGCACAGCUGAGUUCUGCGCAACCACGCCCGGCAUUACCGAAGUGCAGCCCGGCUCUUUCAUAUUCAUGGACUCGGAUUAUCGGAACGCCGUGGGCACUUUCUUCUCGCACAGCCUCACAAUCCUAUCAACGGCCAUCAGCAAAUCCGGCUCUCAACGGCGAGUGACGAUAGAUGCUGGCCUUAAAUCCUUGACUACGGACAGCGGUUUUGCUGAGCCGCUGGCCAUGCCUGGCGUCACUUACACCCCCAUGGGAGACGAGCAUGGGUGGCUGAGCUGGGAAGAAGGCGGCACUGACCUACUUAUUGGAGCGCGCGUGCACAUGGUCCCCAGUCACAUCGAUCCAACCGUCAACCUGCAUGACUUCUACUACGCGUACCGGAAAGGAGUCAUUGAGGAGAUAUGGCCGGUUGCAACUCGGGGUAAAGUUCAAUAG